Molecule: messenger RNA, 654 nt
Organism: Dalotia coriaria
Lineage: Eukaryota; Metazoa; Arthropoda; Insecta; Coleoptera; Staphylinidae
Product: kinesin-like protein KIF6
Exons: 2
Coding region: 1-654 (217 amino acids)
Biological process (GO): microtubule-based movement
Cellular component (GO): microtubule; kinesin complex
Molecular function (GO): ATP hydrolysis activity; microtubule motor activity; ATP binding
Source: RefSeq, a predicted model, not a curated record
AUGAAUCUCCAUGGAUUAACCCUCAAUGAAGCACGUCACAUCAAUCUCUCUUUACAUUACUUAGAACGUGUCAUUCAAGCACUUUCGCGGAAAGGUACCCACCACGUGCCAUACAGAAACAGCAUGAUGACAUUCAUCCUAAGAGAUUCUCUAGGCGGUAAUUGUUUGACAGCAAUGUUGGCUACUUUGAGUAUGCUGCAUGUCAAUCUGGAUGAAAGCAUCAGCACGUGCAAAUUUGCCCAGCGCGUUUGUCUUAUCACUAUGAAUGCUAAUGUUAACUACUUGCCGAGUCCGGAGAAGGAAAUUGAUUAUUUGCGUUCAGAGAUCAAACGAUUGAAGAAACAGAUUAACGAAACUAAUAAUGCGAAUAAACAACUGACGGAACAAGAAAAAGAUGAGUGUAUGUUUGCUAUCAAACAAUAUUUAUUAGGCGAAGAUGAUUUUGUCAUGAUAAAUGAUAUGAGAAAAGUUAAAUAUUGUAUAGAGUUUAUGAGGGACAAACUGUCGUUGAUGACUAAAGAACUGGAGUCUCAGAAUUUACGCUCAACGCUUGAUAUUAAACGGAAAAAAUGUAUGGACGAGAUGGAAUCAAAGUAUAAACAAAUUAUUGAGCAGAAAGAUGAAGAAAUUUGUAUCCUUUUAAACAAAACUUAA